Heterocephalus glaber (naked mole-rat) is the source of this 4066-nucleotide messenger RNA. RefSeq names its product zinc finger and BTB domain containing 18 (gene Zbtb18). Gene Ontology annotation, molecular function: protein binding; DNA-binding transcription factor activity, RNA polymerase II-specific. Gene Ontology annotation, biological process: regulation of transcription by RNA polymerase II. The record is from RefSeq and is a predicted model, not a curated record. Gene Ontology annotation, cellular component: nucleus. NCBI's taxonomy places the organism in Eukaryota, Metazoa, Chordata, Mammalia, Rodentia, Bathyergidae.
CCGUUGCUGGGAGGCCCAGGGGCUUGCGCGCGGUGGCGUCGGGGAAGCGGUAGCAACCACCCUCCUCCCGCUGGCUUCUUCUUGCGACUUUUCUUUUGUUGUUGCCGUGACCCGGCUCUGCUUUCUUGGCUGUUGUUGAAGGUGUUUUCCUGCUGCACCGGCUCUACGCCCUCCACCUCCUUCCCUGUGGUUUUAACCUUCCUCUUUCCCCGUGUGCUCUAAGCACGGGCAGCUACGUCGAUUUGCAUUUCUUCCCCACUCGGCACCCCCCAACCCCGCCCGCACCUCUUUGAAAAACAAAACUCCAACCUCUCAAAACCUCUGUGGGUCCGCGGUAGCGAGACGUGAAGGGGUUGAUUUGUGGAGUGGGAGUCGCUGGCCCAUUGCGGUGCUUGGGGCUCAUUAAACUGUCACUCACCCCCCACCCCACUGGGUAAAUGGGGUGAUUAAUGUCUGAUACGUUGGAAUGGGGCGAGGGCAUUUGUGGAGACUAGGCUGUGUAGCUUGGGGGGAAGAGGCUCUGGAACUAGGCGUUCAUAAUUAUGUCAUUCACUGCGAAGUUAGGGAAAGUUAGGUUUGUGACUUUGGGAAAGCGGGGACAGGACAGAGUCGCUGGGUUUUGUUACCCUUUAACUCUUUGCCACGGUUUCCUAAUGAGACCAAGUAGUUACUGCGGGGGCUGGGGCUCCUGCGCCUCAGGCCCCAGCCCCUUUCCUACUUUUCACUCUCUCAAGUGCCUGUUGGAAAAGUGUUUGACUUUCAUGGAUGUCGCAGCACCUUGCAGGGCGCUGGUCAGCCCAGCCCGGGUUACAUUACCAUUUCAUCAGCCACUAGAAAAGACUCACAAACUCUAGCUAAAAAGUUCCUCAACUUACGGGACCGCCCCCCCCCCAAAGGUUUUCUUGUGAUCAAGAACAUUACAGAGUGACCAAAAAAAAGAAAAACAAAAAGAGAAAAGAAAAAAAUGUUAUGGGACACAGAUCAAGGCAAGGCUCUGCGUUUUCUGCGCAGAAAGAUCAGAUACGCAGGUAUAGCCUUCAUUUUAAGUGACGGCAGCAGGUUGUAUCAGCUUAUUAAUUUGUCUCAUUGAACUGAAAUACUUUCUAGGAUUUCAGAAAGUGCAGUUUCAGCUUGUUGAUACUGAGAAUUGAAAUUUGCAUUAGCUUUGGCAGUGUGAGAAAUUUUCCUGAGAAGGUAGUUGUAGAUAAGUUGUUAAGUAAGAGUGAAAUAAGGUGAACCAGGCUGAAGUAAUAGUUCCUAAUAAGUCUGCCAGUGUUUCAGUGAUGGAUACCAUUAUCUCCACAGAAAAAAGCCUGGUAAUAAUGUUGAAAUGGGACUGGAGAUGUCAAAUGGGUUAGUUAAAAAAAUAUCCCCAAGCUGCCUUUGAAACUAAACGUUGGAGUUGAAUAAAAGUGAAUCUGGAUUUCCUGAAUAGCACCGUGGCUUGAGUGUGCUGUCAGUAUGCAAGCCAGUCCACCAACUUAAGACAGAAGUGUUGCUAUUCCAUAAAUACAGUAGAACUCCAUAUGCUGAGUUUUUCAAUUUCUUCUGUUAGAAAGUUUGGGGAAAAAAACGAAGACUUUGAAGUAUUUUGUUUAUACUAACAGAAGAGAAAAGUUCUCCUAAGAAAAAGCUGGUGGCAGGAGUGUAGAGGAGUAGCAUAUGGCAUUAAAAGGAGCACAGCUGGAGGUAGCAUUUCCAUCUGAACAUGAUGUCAGAGCAGCUGACAGCCUGCCAUCCCUCAGCCUUUUAUUCUAACACAGACAGGGAGUUAGUGUGUGCGGAUCUGUGGUGGAGAAGGUAUCUCAUUCCUCUCUAACAUCAUCUCCACUUUGCAUCUGUCUCUCUUAGUCUGCUUUUUUUCCACCGAUGUAACAGACCUGGAGCCAGGAAGACUCAGAGGAAAGGACUUAAUCAGGUUUAUGUGUCCUAAAGGUUAUGAAGACAGUAUGGAGUUCCCAGACCAUAGUAGACAUUUGCUGCAGUGUCUGAGCGAGCAGAGACACCAGGGCUUUCUUUGUGAUUGCACUGUUCUGGUGGGAGAUGCCCAGUUCCGAGCGCACCGAGCUGUACUGGCUUCAUGCAGCAUGUAUUUCCACCUCUUUUACAAGGACCAGCUGGACAAAAGAGACAUUGUUCAUCUGAACAGCGACAUUGUUACAGCCCCCGCUUUCGCUCUCCUGCUUGAAUUCAUGUAUGAAGGGAAACUCCAGUUCAAAGACUUGCCCAUUGAAGACGUGCUAGCAGCUGCCAGUUAUCUCCACAUGUAUGACAUUGUCAAAGUCUGCAAAAAGAAGCUGAAAGAGAAAGCCACCACGGAGGCAGACAGCACCAAAAAGGAAGAAGAUGCUUCAAGUUGUUCAGACAAAGUUGAGAGCCUCUCAGAUGGCAGCAGCCACAUGGCAGGCGAUUUGCCCAGUGAUGAAGAUGAAGGGGAAGAUGAAAAAUUGAACAUUCUGCCCAGCAAACGGGACUUGGCGGCCGAGCCUGGGAACAUGUGGAUGCGAUUGCCCUCAGACUCAGCAGGCAUCCCCCAGGCUGGCGGAGAGGCAGAGCCACACGCCACAGCAGCUGGAAAAACAGUAGCCAGCCCCUGCAGCUCAACAGAGUCUUUGUCCCAGAGGUCUGUCACCUCCGUGAGGGAUUCGGCAGAUGUUGACUGUGUGCUGGACCUGUCUGUCAAGUCCAGCCUUUCAGGAGUUGAAAAUCUGAACAGCUCUUAUUUCUCUUCACAGGACGUGCUGAGAAGCAACCUGGUGCAGGUGAAGGUGGAGAAAGAGGCUUCCUGUGAUGAGAGUGAUGUUGGCACUAAUGACUAUGACAUGGAACAUAGCACUGUGAAAGAAAGUGUGAGCACUAAUAACAGGGUACAGUAUGAGCCGGCCCAUCUGGCUCCUCUGAGGGAGGACUCGGUCUUGAGGGAGCUGGACCGGGAGGACAAAGCCAGUGAUGACGAAAUGAUGACCCCAGAGAGUGAGCGGGUCCAGGUGGAAGGGGGCAUGGAGAGCAGUCUGCUCCCCUACGUCUCCAACAUCCUGAGCCCUGCGGGCCAGAUCUUCAUGUGCCCCUUGUGCAACAAAGUCUUCCCCAGCCCUCACAUCCUGCAGAUCCACCUGAGCACCCACUUCCGGGAGCAGGAUGGCAUCCGCAGCAAGCCGGCGGCCGAUGUCAACGUGCCCACGUGCUCGCUGUGUGGGAAGACUUUCUCCUGCAUGUACACCCUCAAGCGCCACGAGAGGACUCACUCGGGGGAGAAGCCCUACACGUGCACCCAGUGCGGCAAGAGCUUCCAGUACUCGCACAACCUGAGCCGCCACGCCGUGGUGCACACGCGUGAGAAGCCACAUGCCUGCAAGUGGUGUGAGCGCAGGUUCACGCAGUCGGGAGACCUGUACAGACACAUUCGCAAGUUCCACUGUGAGUUGGUGAACUCCUUGUCGGUCAAAAGCGAAGCACUGAGCUUGCCUGCUGUCAGAGACUGGACCUUAGAAGAUAGCUCUCAAGAACUUUGGAAAUAAUUUUAUAUAUAUAUAUAUAAAUAAUAUAUAUAUAUAUACAUAUAUACAUAUAUACAUAGAUCUCUAUAUAGUUGUGGUACGGUCUAAAAGCAGUCUUGUUUCCUGGAACUAAAAAGUUGGGAUCUUAACUUGUUUUUGCACUUUAGAAUAAUAGCAUGAGAAUCUCACUAAUUUAGCAUUCUGAUAAAAGAAACUUUAGAGCAAGUCAGAGAAUAGAGAGGUAUCUUUUCUUUGAGGGAUAGUUGAAGUAAGCCAGUAAGAACCUUCGAAACAAAUUGUCCUAUCACAAAAUGCUUUCAUAUGGCUUAAUUUUGUCAACACUGCAUUGUCUUUGGAGUUCUUUUUUUGUGCCCCACAUUUCUGGUUUUGUUUCUUAAAGUAGAAAUUCCCUCCAGUUUUAUUAGCCUCUGUGUCUCAAAUUGCAUGAACCUUUUCUGGCUGUUGGAAACCUGAAUGCUUUUAGACCCAAAUGGAAAAUUUCUGAAAUGCUGGAUUAUCUAUUUUUAAACAAGCAGUUGACUUAAAACUUUCUGUGGCAACUUCUGGUU